This is a messenger RNA of Ostertagia ostertagi, 567 nucleotides long. The record is from the annotation of a GenBank genome assembly. Lineage: Eukaryota; Metazoa; Nematoda; Chromadorea; Rhabditida; Trichostrongylidae.
AUGACAAGCAUCUCUGCAAGCCAACCGGCAAAAGAACCAAGCAGGAUGUUGCAAGAUGGAACGCCACAGAUCACCAUCGGCGGCAAUGCAAAGCAGUUUACGACGAAACAAUCCAAGAUGAUGUGCGAAGAAGGAGGAAGAGACGGGGUAUCAGGAAAAUCAAAGGGAGGAGAAGCCGUCAAAGAAGACGCUGAGUGUGGUUCUUCAGGCACCGAACAACUCCAAACGACGUCGGCAAGCCUAAAAGUCACCCAUGGACUGUCAGCAAUGAACACUGCAAGGAAACAGACGUGGCAACUUCUAACUAGAAGGCAGCAACACUUUGGCGAGCAGGGAAAAUAUAACAAACAAACAAUUAGUGAAAACCUCUACCAUUGGAUGAAGAAAGCGCCUAAAACAAAAGGAUUAAAACUUAGACACCACGAACGGAUCACAGUGCUUCGUGAUAUCGUAAUUGCGUGCAUUGCUAUUAUUUGGAUUCAACCACCCGUAUCUGAAGGGGGAACACCGUUGGAGUCCGGACCGACCACACCAAUAAAAGUGAAUGUGGAAGUCGACGCCAAAUAG